AUGUUCUUGCGGAAUUACUGGAUUACUGGAUAUUAUCAGCAGCUACCACCAUCCCUCACUGACCUUGAGGCUCUUGUUUACCUCAAUAAACUCAAUAGUUUGGGCACAUCGUCUUUCUUCCCGCCCCCGUUUGUGCCCAUAUUCUCGACAAUGAGUGUCGCGGUUUUUAUCUCUUGCAAUGAAGCUAGGCAGAUAUCUGAACUGAAAAAGUUUCUGAAGGCACAUGGUUGUAAGGCCAUUGAAAGUACCGAGUGUCAUCAGGAAAAUUGGUGGGAAGAGUUUAAAAAGUGCCUACAAUUCCUGGGGGUUUGCUGGAAAGACGACAGUAUUACAGAAACCGAAGUAAAUGAUAUCCUAACCAGCGUGGCGUCGUUGGUGAUACAAUUGCCUCCGCUUGAACACGACAGCGUUAUCAGUCGUUUGUGCGAUCAAUAUUUAGACUUUUCAAGUGAAAGUGUUAAGAAGCACAAACCGAAACUCUUUUCACUGAAUCUGAUCUUCCAUGGAUUACUUCCGGAUAACCAUCAUAAAUGCACCAUUUACCUGACUUUAGUUUCUUGCGCUAGAAAGCUGGGUAUGAUGUCUCAGAUAAUAACGGAUCCCAAGAAGGUUGCUUCUUGGUUAAAUACGUGCGGAAGUAGCGUCGAGGAACGCCAGAAAAUUUGGCGAAAACUUCACGAGGUUCAUUCUGAAUUGAACGAGAAGCGCCGUGCAUCAGAAGCAUUAGUGUACUUACUGUCCACAUACACUGAGGCUACUGCUGCACAAGCGAGACAAGAUGCUAUCAAAUGUAUUCUGUCCGUAAUCCAGGAUCCUUCACUCUUGGCACAUGAUCAGCUCUAUGCCUUGUACCCUAUUCGAUUCCUUGAAGGCGAACCAGUCCACGACUUUUUAAAAAUAUUCGUCUCUGGCAGUUUGUCUGCUUUCAAGACAUUCAUUUCAAAACACCCAGAUUUCCUCACCCAAAAUGGUCUCCUGGAAGAUGCUUGCAUGCAGAAGCUGAGGCUUUUAUCUCUGAUGCAGUUAUCCGAGAACCAAACUGAGCUAAGCUACGAUGCGGCAGCCAGAGAUUUGGAACUUCCCUUGGAUAAGCUGGAGCCGUUCAUUAUUGAAGCUGUUCGCCAGCGGGCAGUCGCGUGCAAGCUGGAUCAAGUGCAGCGUCGUAUCCUUAUUACGGGCGCUUUCCCGCGCACAUUUGGUCGUCCUCAAUGGGUCCGCCUACAUGACACGUUGCUGCAAUGGCAUACAGGGCUUGACAACGUUCAAAAGAGCAUCGGCGCAAUGAUUCAGGCAGAUAUAUGUUAA
Dicrocoelium dendriticum is the source of this 1305-nucleotide messenger RNA. NCBI's taxonomy places the organism in Eukaryota, Metazoa, Platyhelminthes, Trematoda, Plagiorchiida, Dicrocoeliidae. The record is from the annotation of a GenBank genome assembly.